GCCGCUGCUGCGCGUGCUCCAUUCUGUCACUGCUGGCACCCAGACAGCUGCAAGCUCGUGGCAAUGCAUCUUUCGAACGAGAGGGAGGGAGAACAGCAGCAGUCGUCUGGGCACUCAGCAAACUAUCGCAGUUGUCUGGGUGACAGCUACCUCGGCUCGACAGUUUAUGAGCGAGUAAAGAAUGAGAAGAGAGUGGACAGCGCAGGAGACUCACCCUAAAAAAACUUUGACAUGAAGAAGGAUAUUGAGACGCUGAUAGCAGAGGAACGGGCUGACAUCAUCUCCAAGUAUGACAAGGGCAGGCAGGAGGGUGUCCACAUCGACCCCUGGGAGGAUACUGACUACAGCAUCUAUAAGGUCACAGACCGCCACGGCUUCCUGCACGAAGAGGAGCUGCCCACUCCGAGUGCAAUUGAAGAGAAGCAAAAGCAUCACGAGAUAGAGCGGGUGGAGAAAUGGCUGAAGAUGGUCAAGAAGUGGGACAAGUACAGGAACAGCGACAAGAUGGUGAAGCGUGUGUACAAGGGAAUCCCCCUCCAGUUGAGAGGCCAGGCCUGGGCUCUGCUACUGGACAUAGAGAAGGUGAAGCAGGAGAACUCUGGAAAGUAUGAGACUAUGAAGGAGCAGGCCAGGAGUUUCUCUACAGAGAUCAAACAGAUUGAUCUGGAUGUCAACAGAACCUUCCGGAACAACAUCAUGUUCAUGGAACGCUUUGGAGUCAAGCAGCAGGCCCUGUUCCAUGUGCUAGCGGCCUACUCCGUAUACAAUACGGAGGUGAGCUACUGCCAGGGGAUGAGUCAGAUCGCCGCCAUCCUGCUCAUGUACCUGAACGAGGAGGACGCCUUCUGGGCCUUGUCCCAGCUCCUCACAAACAACAACCACACCAUGCAUGGAUUCUUCAUCCCUGGGUUCCCCAAGCUGCAGCGCUACCAGGCCCACCACGAGCAGAUCCUGUCCAAGCUCCUCCCCAAGCUAAAGAAACACCUGGACAGAGAGCAGAUGUCCAACGGAAUAUACACCACUAAAUGGUUCCUGCAGUGCUUCAUAGAUAGGACCCCGUUCACCCUGACCCUGCGCUUGUGGGACAUCUACAUCCUAGAGGGAGAGAGGAUACUCACAGCCAUGGCCUACACCACCCUCAAAAUACACAAGAAGCGCUUGCUGAAGCUUCCUCUGGAGGACCUGAGGGAGUUCCUCCAGGAGCACCUGUCUAGCUCAUUCUUCCUACCCGACGACGUGGUGGUGGAGCAGCUGCAGGCGUCCAUGGCCGAGCUCCGUAAGAUGAAGCUGGACCUCCCACCAUCAGCCAAGUCAGAGGAGCUGCCUAAGAAGCCCCUCGGUGAGGAGCGGCCUGUUCUCCUGAUGCCCUUCCAGCGUGAUCUAGCCCUCCCUCUGGACCAGCCCAAGACCAGUCUCCAGCCCCCGCUCCAGCUCCAGCUCCAGCCCCACAUAGAGGCCCACAGGCCGGACACCAUCACCCUUGAUCGCUCCUUCUGUCCUGGGGACACCCAGGACACCAGCAGCAUCCCUGGGGCCCACGACCCCCUGCGCCCCAUGCCCUCUCAGGAACCGGUGGUAGUCCACAAUCAGGCUCUGAUGCCAGAAGGGCCUAAAAUGUGUCCAGUCACCCCACCCAAGCCUCCGCCGAAGCCACAUAAGGUUGGUUCCACUCCAGGGGUGCGGGGUGUCAGGGAUAGGGUGGAGGAGUGCCCGAGUGACCAUGUCUCAGAGGUGGAGAAAGGAGGAGAAAGGAGUCUGUCUGAGGUUAGGGGUGGUAGAGUGGGGAUGGAGGCCCGAUCUGCAGGUCCAGAGACCCAGGAAGAGCCCGGUUACUGGCCUCCGCCCUACGAGCCCCCUGUUGGGGAUGUUUCCAUCACACAGUCUGGAUCAGGGUCCAAGACACUGGAGUUCCCAGAUCUACCCCCUCCUCCACCCUUUUACUCUAUGGAAGAGAGCGCCCACACACCCCUGGGCCCCGAACCUCUAUGCUUGCAAGACGGGACCAAGGUAGGGCUGAAGUCGGACUCUGUGCCCCCCUGCUCGGCUCUUUCACUAGAGGUAGAACCCCUACCGAAGCCUAAGGGUCCGCGUCCACCUCCACCCACGUCCCUGGACCUCAUCCUGGAGGAAUCCCCAUCCUCACGGCCCUCUUUUUCACUCGCCUUUCCCAAGCCGUCCCCCCGAAUCACCUUCAAGCCCACUAUGUUCCCCGUGUCACUCUGCGUGCCCCAGGCGGCAGGGGACCGACGGCCCUCAAACACUUCCCAGUACGACAACCUCUCGGAGGCUGACGGCGAGGACUGCUUCAUGGACCGGCUGCUGGAGGUGGCCACUGCCCUGCCGCAGAGCCCCUUGCCAGGCACCAGCCCUCAGGAAACACUGGGGAUGUUCGGCCUACCACCACCACCGUGCAUACCUGAGCUAGAUGAUGACCCCUCAUCCUCCUCUCUUUUCCAUCCCCUACCGCCGCCUCCACCGGUGUUCCUCCUUUCCCUGCCCGACACCUCCUCUCUCACCCUUCUCUCUGCCUCUCCCUCCCCCUCUCCUCUUCCUACCACCUUCCCAGCCCUUCCCUCUCUUCCACAGGAGCCGGACUAUGAAGGACAGGAGGAGAGCUGGGCGGUAGACUCCAUCGUCAUCCCUCCGCCGCCGCCCUGCUUCGCCGAUAGACUGGCUCCUUUCCAGUGUAGCCCUCCUCCUAACCACCACACUGGGCUCCACAGCCCAACGGACACACACAGAGCCACCACUGCCAACCAGAGCCAAAGCUCAAACCAGAACCAGGUCUCCUCCCAGUUACAAAAACUGCCCACGGCCCACAGGCCCCUCCCUGCCCUGCCUGCCUUCACGGCCCAGAUGCUGCUUCCGGGGCCCUCAUCUGGACAGUUGGCAGGAGAGGUCACCUCAGUGCGAUCCAACCCAGACUUUUAUAGAAUGCAUGCUGGAAGCCACCAGCUGCCCAAAUCGGUCACCUUUUAGGGUUUAUAUAGUUUGAAAGAGUUUGAAAGGUAAAGAAUUUGAGACACGUGGCUGUGUGGGAACGAGACAAUGGACUGAAGAGACUGCUGCAAUUACCUACUGUGCUCAUCUAACAUACAAAGCCAUUUUGUAGGAGGGAGAGGGAAAAGCCCUUUGUGUGGUCAGUUGCUGUUUUUGGAGAGAGCAAAUCACUUUUUUCAUAGUUAUGUAUAGAUAUUUUGUGGUGUUUGCACCUUUGUAUUAAGGGCAACAAGUAGUUUUCUAAAUGUUCACCUAAAUUUGAAACCGUAGUCUUGCCUCACAUUUUGGAGGUAUUUUUAAGGUGUGUGUGCAUGUGUCUGGCAAUAUGACCAGUUGGUCUUUUCAUCAUGUAGGAAUCUGUUUCUUUCGGUUCCUUUUUCCUGUAACAGCAGUGUCUUAAGCAUUGAGCAGUUUAACAUCCAAUGAAAACAGGAAUUUCUGUUCAAGAACGUAACUCAAAGGGCUUUCCAAGUUGGCAUACAGUCAUUGUGAAGCACCAAAGGCCUAUAUCCCAUACCAGUACUUAAUUUAUUUGAGCAGGCUCACAGAACUCAAUAAAAUAUAGUUAGACCAUAUGGUUAUUGAACUUAUUUGAAUUUGCUUAUACACUGCUUAAAAACAUUAUUUGUAAACUAUUUAAAUAACAUUUAUACGGCCUGUUAUUCAUGAUUUUGUAAUGAUGAAUAGUUGGCAGUUUAUACUUAAACGUAUGUUACAUACUGAACGUGAGGAAAUGACACAUGAUGAUUUACAAGCCAUUUGUUCAUGGUUACCAAACUAUUUAAAGAUUUUGUAUAAGCAAAAUGUUUAAGCAGACCUUCUUCAAAUGAGGUGCUCUCACUAAUUAACUCUCUCUCGUUGAUAGAGCCAUGGUGCAAUAGUCAUUACUGUAUAUACUGACGCAUGUUUCAUUGAGCAUCAAGGACUUAUAGUCGAGUCCUUUUUAUUUUAUGUUAGAAGCAGUACUGUGUUGGUUUGGAUUUUGCUGGUUUUCUUUGUUUCAUCUUGUGGAUAUCGUUUGCAUUUUCCAAGGCAUUUUAUUGUGUUACUAUUAUUCCAGUUUGUUUUGAUACCUUUCUGUGACAUCACAGCAAUAACGUACUGUACAUAUUUUAUGGAGAAGGGUUAUGCACAGCACCAGUCAAAAGUUAGGACGCACCUACUCACCUACUACUAUUUUCUACAUUGUAGAAUAAUCGUGAAGACAUCAAAUCUAUGAAAUAACACAUGGUAUCAUUUAGUAACCCCCAAAAAAGUGUUAAACAAAUCAUUUUAGAUUCUUCAGAGUAGCCACCCUUUGCCUUGAUGACAGCUUUGCAUUCUCUUUGCAUAUUUCCCACCUUCAUGGGAAAUGCUUUUUCAACAGUCUUGAAGGAUUUCCCACAUAUGCUUAGCAACAGUUGGCUGCUUUUCCUUCACUCUGCGGUCCAACUCAUCCCAACCCAUCUCAAUUGGGUUGAGGUCGGGUGAUUGUGGAGGCCAGGUCAUCCGAUGCAGCACUCCAUCACUCUACUUCUUGGUCAAAUAGCCCUUAGGUUUAGGUGUGUUUUGUAGGUGUGUUUUGGGUCAUUGUCCUGUUGAAAAUCAAAUGAUAGUCCCACUAAGCGCAAACCAGAUGGGAUGGCGUAUCGCUGCAGAAUGCUGUGGUAGCCAUGCUGGUUAAGAGUGCCUUGAAUUCUAAAUAAAUCAGUGUCACCAUCACACCACCUCCUUCAUAUUUCAAGGUGGGAACCACACAUGCAGUCCAAAAAUCUCAAAAUCUCAAAAAUGGACUCAUCAGACCAAAGGACAGAUUUCCACCGGUCUAAUGUCCAUUGCUCUUGUUUCUUGGCCCAAGCCAAUCUCUUCUUAUUACUGGUGUUCUUUAGUAGUGUUUCCUGUGCAGCAAUUCAACCUUGAAGCCCUGAUUCACACAGUCUCCAAGAAACAGACACAUCUCAACAUAAACUAUUCAGAGAACUCUGAAGCAUUUAUUUGGGCUGCAAUUUCUGAGGCUGGUAACUCUAAUGAACUUAUCCUCUGCAGCCGAGGUAACUCUGGGUCUUCCUUUCCUGUGGCGGAAAGGAAGACCCAGAGUUACCAAAAACCCAGAGCCCCAAAACCCUUGAAUGAGUAGGUGUGUCCAAACUUUUGACUGGUACUAUAUGUACAAAGAAGACAGAAGUGUUGUGGGUGAAGCAGAGCCAUGUUCAGUAGGCAAACGGUUCAGAAAGUUGCAGAUAGGAAUGUCUUGAAUACAGCUGACGUGAUUAGUUAUUCUACAUGUCAGAGGCAUAUUUGCUCUACAUAACGAAUUGCUACCUGAACAUUGUGUGAUGUUGUAUCCUGCUGAAUGUGCAACAUGUUUACUUCAUAAACAAACCAUUGAACACAAAAACAAAUGGGAACACAAGAUGGUGUUAUUAGGGAAUCCAAUCAUUCUUUAGCCUACCCAAUACCAUUUAUGAAAGACUGGUUUCACCUAUUGGAGAAAUAGAAACCUUAAAGGCCCAGAGCAGUCAACUUGAUUGACCUAUGUUCUUUAUAUACAUUUCCACACUAUGAGGUUGGAAUAAUACUGUGAAAUUGUGAAAAUUUAAUUUAAAAAAUGCCCUUUUUAGUGUAUGUGCUGAUUGAAAAGGCCGCCUGAAAUUUCAGCCUAUUUUUGGUGGAAUGGAGUUUUAGCCAAACCUUUCUGCCAAAAACAGAUAGUUUUCAGUUUUCCCCUCCCUAAAUCAGAUCACUGCCACACAGUCCAAACAAAAUUGCACUUUGCUAAGAAUCUAUUUUUGUUUCUUUUAUACCAUUUUAUUUUUUGAAAAAUUAUCUCAGUAAGUUACUUAAUUGUUACCCAGAAAUAUGAUAUUGAGAUUUAAAGAAUCCCUGCAUUGGACCUUUAACAGUAUUGACAUACAUUUGUUGUGGGACCCUAUCAACAAUGGAACAAUGGAACAAAAAUAUUGGCUGGAGGGUGUUUCGACAAUUUUUAAACCCAAGAGAAAGGGUGCAAGUGCGCGCUUCAGGAGAAGUGUCGAGAAUCAGGACACAACCGUAGUUGAAGAGCCACAGCCCAUCUAGAAGUGAGGUCAGUGUUGAUUGGUUGACAAAAGAAACCAGCAUUCAGAAGAGAGGUAUUCUUGGAGGAAUGGAAGUUUGAGCCAUAACAUAACAAGGAAAUAUGGGAUCCGUCCCAAAUGGCACCCUAUUCUUUGUAUAGUUUACUACUUCUGACAAAAGUAUGUAGGGAAUUAGGAUGCCAUGUGGGACGCAGUCCUAGUCUACCUUUUAUCUGUUGUUUGCUGAUUUUAUUAAAUUAUAUGAGUGUUAUGGACAUCUGUUUGAAGUUUUUGUGCUCGCACUUCUCCUUUUAUUUUCUCCAGUCUGUUUGGAGUGUGUGCAUUCUUUUGAAAGGCUCCGGCCUGUACAAUGUUCUGGAAAGAGCUACGUCAUUCGGCUUGUUCACAGGGGUUGGUUUGAACUAACACAGAUCUUUUUCAUCAUAAGGAUCUGUUGGUGUCCAGUUUCGAAGUAUAGCUUAUCAAUAUCUUAAUCUGGACAGUGCCUUAAGCUCAGACCAACCUCGUGAACAACAACAUACUUUGACAAAUGUUGUAUAAAAAAAGAAAAAUGUUUGCGUUUUCUUUCUUUCCUCCCACAGAACAGACCAGUGAGUGUAAAAUCGGAGUAUGGUAUAUUUUAUCCACAAUUAACCCUUUAACCCUAUUCUCAACCGGCUGGUAGGGGAUAUUUUGACAGUGAAUUUAGAACUGGGUAUGGAAAAAAAAUCUCAACUUGAACUUGAUUGGUCAACUCUCCUAGCCCUCCCGCAUCAAUUUGUAUCCUUUUGAGUUCUUGCAGUUCAGUGUUUGCCACUGAGGGCUGUAAGAAAAUGCAUGAUCUAGUACCAAAGAUAUUGGAUAAAGACAGGAAUUUGGUGAGGGAUGAAUAUUGCACCAUUUUUGUUAGAGACCUUGAAGAAUAAAAAUAUGUAAAUAAAUUGUCAAAAAAAAAAGUUUUAAAAAAUGUAAUGCACUCAACCAUACAGUGCAUUCAGAAAGUUUUCAGACCCCUUGACUUUUUCUACUUUUUGUUAUGUUACGGCCUUAUCCUAAAAUUGAUUAAAUUGUUUUUUUUCCCCUCAUCAAUCUAAACACAAUACUCCAUAAUGACAAAGCAAAAACAGGUUUUACAUUUUUGCAAAUGUUUUUUUUUUUUUUUACGCAUUUACAAAAGUGUUCAGACCUCUGGCAGCAAUUACUGCUAAAUUCUUCUUUGGUAUGACGCUACAAGCUAGUCAAACCUGUAUUUGGGGAUUUUCUCCCAUUCUUCUCUGCAGAUCCUCUCAAGGUCUGUCAGGUUGGAUGGAGAGUAUCGCUGCACAGCUAUUUUCAGGUCUCUCCAGAGAUGUUCGAGCAGGUUCAAGUCCUCUAGCUGGGUCACUCAAGGACAUUCAGAGACUUGUCCCGAAGCCACCCCUGCAUUGUCUUGGCUGUGUGCUUAGGGUCAUUGUCCUGUUGGAAGGUGAACCUUUGCCCCAGGCUGAGGUCCUGAGCACUCUGGAGCAGGUUUUCAUCAAAGAUCUCUCUGUACUUUGCUCCGUUCAUCUUUCCCUCGAUCCUGACUGGUCUCCCAGUCCCUGCCGCUGAAAAACAUCCCCCCACAGCAUGAUGUUGCUACCACCAAGCUUCACCGUAGGGAUGGUGCCAGGUUUCCUCUAAACGUGACACUUUGCAUUCAGGCCAAAGAGUUCAAUCUUGGUUUCAUCAGACCAGAGAAUCUUGUUUCUCAUGGUCUGAGAGUCUUCAGGUGCCUUUUGGCAAACUCCAAGCGGGCUUUCAUGUGCCUUUUACUGAGGAGUGGCUUCCAUCUGGCCACUCUACCAUAAAGGCCUGAUCGGUGGAGUGCUGCAGGAAUGCUUUUCCUUCUGGAAGGUUUUCCCAUAUCCACAGAGGAACUGGAGUUCUGUCAGAGUGACCAUCGGGUUGUCAGAGUGACUAUUGAGGCCCUUCUCCCCCGAUGCUCAGACUAGGAAGAGUCUUGGUGGUUCCAAACUUCUUCCAUUUAAGAAUGAUGGAGGUAUGAUAGAAAAAUGACAAGAUUGUUGUAAAACUGUUUAUGCAUCGAAUAGCUUUGAUGCGUACUCUCAUCUGUGUCUGUGGGACUGAGUUGGGCCUCUGAGGCUUGACGCUGGCAAUUUAUUUAUGAUGGCUUGGUGAUAGAACCUAAAGCCUGCAUUCUGUUGAAUGACUAGUAUCUGUGUGUUAAGGGGUGCGAAACUGACAAGAUAACCCUGUAAAACAAGCAGUAAAUGACCUAGAGACCGAAACCUGGUGCAAUGUAAAUCUUGCUGUAUGUUGCUUGAUAGCGCAAUGUAUCUUUGUAUAAUUCUAUUCAUCUGUUUGUCAUGAACAUUCAAGAGGAUGUACUUUGUUGUAAAAUACUGUGGUUCAAAUCUGCUCGUUGAGCUCUCGGAAUCAUACUUCAGAGUGUGGGAUCGACCAGCUUCACUAUUGCAAUAAUUAAUCGAUAUUAAAGAAUGAUUGUUUGAAGAAAUAA
This is a messenger RNA of Oncorhynchus keta (chum salmon), 8535 nucleotides long. Its product is annotated as BRD4-interacting chromatin-remodeling complex-associated protein. NCBI's taxonomy places the organism in Eukaryota, Metazoa, Chordata, Actinopteri, Salmoniformes, Salmonidae. The transcript has 14 exons. The record is from RefSeq and is a predicted model, not a curated record. Bases 232 to 2979 code for a protein of 915 amino acids.